Messenger RNA from Ectocarpus sp. CCAP 1310/34, 5263 nucleotides. The record is from the annotation of a GenBank genome assembly. Lineage: Eukaryota; Phaeophyceae; Ectocarpales; Ectocarpaceae.
AUGAAGCUGGAAGCCGCCGCGGCGGUGCUCGGGGUGGCCGUCGACGCCGACCCGGAGACGCUCAAGGCGGCCUACCGGCGGCUGGCGUUGAGAUGGCACCCGGACAAGUGCAAGGAGGCCGACGCAAAAGAACGCUUUCAGGAGGUGUCCGUGGCGUACACGCGCCUCGUAUCUGGGGAAUCCGGACGGGAUCAUGACGGCGACGGGAGCGAGCGUUUCUAUGACGACGUUGACGAGAUGCGAGCCUUCAUGUCCAUGUUCAUGGAGCUGGUGGGAAUGUUCGGCAGCGACAUACCCAGCAUGCCGAACGGCUGCGGCCCCGGAUGUAAGGGAGGGCACGUGCAGAUGCCUUCAGGGAUGCCGCCAGACAUCGCAGAUAUGCCCAGCGCUAGCGUGGCGUUCAGCAUGAUGUUCGGCGAGAGGCCACAAGAGGAGACCUGGAGCAGCGAAGAGGAAGAGGGGGAGGGCAUAGAGAAAUACUACCACCACGACGAGGAAGAAUUCGACCUGGAUGAAGACUGCGAACCAGAGCCGGACACCCACGGGCAGCAGCAGCAGCAGCAACAACAACAGCAGCAGUGCGCCCAGCGCGGGGACGGUUGUGGCGAGGCUGCCGGAGCGGCCGGGUCGGCGUCGGCGUCGUCGGCGUCCGCGGCAGCCGUGGCCGCCGCUGCCGCCGCCGCGGAGGCGUUCAAGGCCGGGGCCGCGGGUGCCGGGGGCCCCGCCGAGGCAGGCGGAGAGUGCCUGUGGGAGCCGAUGGUCCGCCACUACUUUCACAUGAACCUCAAGGAGGAGGUGGAGCAGCAGCGGGCGGCGGGGCUAGGCGGCACAAGCGGGGGUACAAGUGAGGCGGUCCAGCUCGAAGAAGAGGCGUUACGGCAAGCGCGAGCCCUGAAAAAGCGGCAAGAUAAGAAGCGGCGGCAGAGGGAGAAGAAGCAGCAGAGGGCGUCCGCUGCUAGGGAGGCGGCGGACUUGAGGGAUGCGCAGCAGGAUGAGGGGAAGAAGGACGAGGAAACUAGCGUGGCCGACAAGCGGAAGGAGGUUGUUCGAUUGAAGAGGAAGGCCGAGGAGGAAAGAAGAGUGGGACUCUUCACGGCGUGUAGGGCGGGCUUUGUGGAGGAGGUGCGACUGAUGCUCGGGACCGGGCUUAUCCGGUGCACGGAGCGAGAGCGAGAGAACGGGACGUCGGGAGCGUCGCUGCUACACUCUUGUGUGACGGACUUUGCCGGCAGCCCGGACAACGCCCCUCAGCUCAAGGAGCUGGCAGUCGAUCGCCUCAGCAUCGCGGCGAUUCUGUUAGAUGAGAGGUGCCUCCUGAAGGGCUGGACGCCGCUGCACUACGCCGCGGCAGAAGGUAGCCCGGUGUGUGUGUCCACGCUCCUCGCCGCGGGCGCGAGCGUCAGCGUCCGCGGCGCCGUUCUCGACGGCAUCGAACCCAGCUCUUCCAACGGCGCGGGCGGAGGUGGCGGGGCGGGCGGAGGGGAUGGCGGCACCGCGCUGCAGCUGGCGAGGGCCCUGCUAUCGAAGGAGGGAGCGGGGCCUCGCAAGAAGGGGCUGCAGGAGGUCGCGAGGCAGCUGAGCGCUGCCACGCAGGCGGUGGAGCGGGCGAAGGAGCAGCGAGAGCGGAAGGAACGAGAGGCGAAGCUGGCGAAGAAAAGGUCUGAAGUGCAGAAGGAGAAGAAAAAGGAGGCCAGGGAGAGAGAGCUGCUCUCCCGGAAGCAGCGCCAACUCAAGGAUAAGCAGGAGAGGCUGGAGCGCGAGGAGAGGCAGGAGGAGGAGAGGAGGGGCCGCAAGGAGGAGCAGGGAAAGGCAGAAGAGGGCAAGAGCAAGAAGGCCAAGAAGGCCAAGAAGAAGAAGAACAGUAACAACAAGACAGGCGACGAGGGCAGCGUCGCCGACAGAGGCUUGGCUGCCAAUGGAGGCGCGGAAGGCGCUCCUACGGGGAAGGGUGCAGAGGAUGGCGCGCCGGUGGCGGCGGCGGCGGCGGCGGCGACAUCGCGUCCGCGUGCGGCAGCGGCUAGCGCCGGGAACGCUUCUCCCGCCGCGCCCGCGGUUUCGGAAAGCGCGCACGAGUCUUCAAUGUCGAGAGAUGAUCUCCUCGCCCAGUUGAUAGCAAUGGGUUUCCAGGAGGAGCACGUCCACAGGGGCACGUCGUGCGUGGGCUUCGACCUGAACGCGCUGUUGUCGUGGCUGUUCGAGCACCCGGACGGGGGGGUCACCCCGGCGGAACAGGCCAGCGCCGCAACCAGCAAGGCGUCCGCAGCAAACGCCCGGCGCAAGGGCCCCGCUUCCAAGGCUAAGGCGACCAAGGUCGACGCCGGCAAGGGCAACUCGGGGGUAAUCUCUUCCGCCCUCCGCACCCACGGCCACGGUGCGCUGGCUGGUAUCGCUGUGUCCGGCGGCGUCGGGGGCCCCGGGGGCGCGGGGUGGGGGGGAGUGGGGGUGGUCCCGGGGUCGGGAAAGGAUGGCGGCGCUGGCGGGGGGGUCGGGCACGGCGGGGGCCCGGCGACCGUUGCUGCGGCGGCCGCGAAGGCGGAGGAGAAGAGGCGGCACAACCUCGAGCUGCGGCGCAUCAACCGGGCGUGGAACGCGUCGCUGCCGCUGAGGCGGGCGGAAGAAGAGGAGAAGAAAGCGGCGGAGACGGCGAGAGAGAAGGAGAUCGAGGACGCCAAGGACGAGAAGCGUAGACUCAUGGAAUCCCAGAGGGCGGCGGCGGUGGCGGCGAUGGCAGCUCGCCAGGUGCAGCAGACGCCGCCUAUCAAACCCAUGCAGCAGGCGCGGGGGCCGCCGCCGCUGCCGAGCCCGUUCCCGCUCCUCGGAGGAGUGGGGGGUCUGGUACCGAGCAACAAGGCGGGGGCUCCCGGUAGACGCGGAACAGGAGUGGAUGUCGCUAGGCAUGAGGGGCAGCCGCAGCAGCAGCCGCAGCAGCACCACCAGCAGUUCAACAGCAAUCAGGCGGGACGGGUGCCGUAUGGGAACAGGACUGGAGUUGCAAACGGCGGCGCGGCGGGGACGGGGGCGGGGAGCGGGGCUGGUAAGAUGGCCGGUGCAGGCGGAGCAAGGGCUGGAGCAUUCCCUGCGGGGGGUGGACGCGGCCACAUGGGUCCCACACCGAGUCCAAGAUUUUCGCCUCACGGUCCGCGCCCUUCUGCACCACCGGGAACGCCGCUAGGGAUGCCGAUGAACGUGCCGCCGUCUCACCUGGUCGGCCACAUGCUGCACCGGGGACCGCAGCCCAUGCCCUUUCCCAGGGGUUACCGGCAAGGGCCGCCAGGAGGACCGAACCAUAACAACAACAACAACCCUCUCCAGCAGCCUCCACGUGGCGGUGGUCCGCCGCCGCCACCCCCGCCACAGCAGUCGCCCCGCGGGUACGGCGCUUCGCCCAAGAUGGGGCCAUCGCAGCAGCCCCAAGGUCCUGGUCAGCAAGCAGAGUGGGCGGCCGCACGCCAACGUGCCGCCGCUAUCGCCAGCGGCUGGAGCAAUAACGCGCCGAGUGUACCCGCGGCCGCUGGCGGCGGCCCGGGGCCAGUCCCAGGGUUGCGUCAACAUCCUCGACAGCACCAGCAGCACCAGCAGCGCCAGCAACAUCCCGGGGGCACCCUGGACCCGCCAGCGGGAGCCCCGGCUCCGUGGGGAGAUCCGUGGAGUGCCGCUAACGGCGGGGGCGGCCCUCGUCCGAACGCACAGGAAGGUAGGAAUAGCCCGGCGCUACCUCGCGGCGGGCUUGCACAGCAGCAGCAGCAGCAGCAGCAGAGGCGGCGGCAGCAGCAGCAGCAGCAGCAGCAGCAGCAGCAGCAGCAGCAGCAGCAACAGCAACAGCGACAGAGACAAGAAACAACUACAGCGUCCACGUCUUCUUCCCCGCAGGCGGCCCCUGCACCAGCACCGGCGGCAGCCUCGGCUUCGCCAGCACCGGGACCACCGGCACCAGCGCCGGCACCGGCAGCGGUAUCUCAGCAUGCGGCGCCCCCCCGGACGCCUUCCUUAACCCCCUCCUCUCCGGGCUCGCCGGGAGACGCGGACGACAUCUCUCUCGCGGUGCAAAACGGCGAGCUAUCCGCGGCCGCGCAAGAGUUCGUGCCGAACAUCUCCCCGGCCAAGCCCGCCACAAGCACCGGCGGCGGUACCCCGGUAAGCCGUCCGGGCGCCGCCGCCGCGCGGUCGGCGGGGGUGGAAACGCCGACGGCGGUGGCAAGGGCGGCACAAACGCCUCCGCGACCUCCAGCGGCGGCAUCGGCCAGCAGCCCCGGGUCGAGACCCUCCCCGGGCAAGGGCGGCGGGGUAGGAGCUGGUCUGGGUCUUCCGCUUGCCGAUGUUGCGUUCGGGUCGUCGUGGGGAAGCAUGGGCGGCGGCGGGGGCGGGGGCGUAAAAAACGCAUCCUCUGACGCGGCCGAUGAUGGCGGUGGCGGCGGCGGCGGUAGUAACCUUUGGGGGUCGCUCGGGAUUGAUGUUGGAGGGGCUGGUGUACCUCCUAGCGGCCAGGCUAUCUGGGGAAGCAGCUCAUUGUUGGAUUCCGUGGGCGGCGACGGCGGCGGCGGCGGUGGCGGCGUUGGCGGCGGUGGCGCCAUCGCGGGGGACGGGUUGUCCCUUCUUUUGGGGCCGUCGAACGUGUCCACGGUCCAGGCGCCGGCCGAUGCCACCUCGUUACCGCCCUUCUCGUCGUCUUGUCCGUUGGAUCUGGCUUCGUGGGGUGUUGGCCGGCGGGGAGGUGCCGGGGCCUUGGCGGGUGAUGAGUUCGUGGGCGGGUUGGCUUCUUCGCUUUCUGGGCUGUCGAUGGAUGACUCCGCUAGCGGGGUGCUUGGAGGAAAGGCCGGGGAGCAACCGCAGCAGCAGCAGCAGCAGCAACAACAGCAACAGCGGGGGGGAGUGUUUGGUUCCGCGAGCAGUCUCAGCAGCUGGGGUUGAAACGUUCUUUCGAUAUUUUUUUGAAAGAGUGUUCUUGCGUCGAUCGUCGAAGGGUGGAAGAAGAAGUUUACGCUGUUGUGAACGUGAACGGAAUGUUGCAUGUGUGAGUCGGUCGCCACACACCUCAGUUGGCGACGAUCGGGGUCAGUUGGUCGUCGAUAGAUUGUGCUGACCUCCACUGCUCUGGCCUUUCACGUCAGAUGCGUCGUGUCCGGUUCUUCGCCGUUGCCGCCUGUGUGUGACUUGAGUUUUCUCACUGUGCGCUGCGCAAAGUAAACCUUACCGCGUUUUUUGUCGUUUUCGUUGUCUGGCCUGGAAAAAGGUCGUGGAGCUGACGGUUGAUGUUGUUGUUGUU